UGUUUCGCAAUGAUGAACCUAACCUCGAAAUUUUUGUAUCAGCUUGAUGCGACCUGUUGAAUUGUAAAGUAUCCCGUCCAGUAGUAGUGAUUUAGUGUGUCGAUAAUUUAAAAUGUCACAAUGGGGGGAGAUAGCAGGAAGACAUUCUGAUAGCACACAUAAUCAACAGCUUCAGCCUAGCCAAAGCCGUCCACAGAGAAUAUCCAAGACGGCCAUGACUCUCAAUUACACCGAGCAAUUGGCUCCCCUGUACCCGGCCCUGACCAAAACCCAGGUCAGAGCUGCCCUGGUACUGACCAAUAACGACUUGCACGAAUGCCGAUUGCUUCUCGAUAUGAAAUCCGAUUUCGUGGAGCUGAAGAAGUCCUUCCGCAUGCCCAGUCACUUCCGGAAGAUCGGGUGGAACCGCUGGAACGACGUUGGUUUCAGCUUUCGUGGCAAGAAGACUCCUGAAAACGCAAGGAAGUCGCGCGGAGGGGUCAGGAGGUGUCAAGAGAUGAAACCGUUCCAGAUUAGUCGAAGAGUGAACGUGAAGAAAGAAGAUGGAGGAGGAAACGAGGUGAUUCCUUCUUUUUGUGAUCUGUCGUCUGGGUGCGCCACGUGUCCUUCAUGCAAUGGAAAGUUCAAGGGAACCGGCUCUUCGCCCUUAACAGAAAAUCAGAAGGAGUGGUUGGAGAACAUGCAGAAGAGGGGCACUCCUAAGAAAAAAGUGGGCAUUGUCAUUGUUAGAGACCAAACCGGCUACAAAGUUGCUCCUUUAUAGAGGAAAAGACUGAUUCCUUAUUGUCAUUAUUGUGUGUUGAACCUUUUUAUUUUGUGUUUUGUAUAAAAGAAUUUUAUUUUUGUUAUAUUUUUACAUAUUUUGACAUGUUCUUUGUAGAGUUUAGUAAAUUGGAUUGUUCAUAAUGCAAUAUUGAGUAGGCAAAUACAUUCCAAUUUCAAUGGUUGUGAUAUUUUUUGGGAAAAGGGGGAAAUUUUACUGCUAUCAUCAAAUGAGUUGGCAGCUACAAUCAAUUGUCACCGAAAUAUACAAGAUAAAGAUAUCCAAAAAAGCUCAAAAAUCUUUCAUUACACUAAUUUUUCGAAAUGAAUACAACAUUUGAUCAACAAACUGAAAGAAAACUUAAAAGAUUGUGAUUGUAAUAGUUUUUAUAUUUUGCCGAAAAGAAACCUCUGGAGUGAAAUAAAUUUAUUCAUUUCUAUCAGCUCUUGAUGAUGUUAACUUGUUGAACGAAACGCCCCCCAAGCGACAGUGUUUUUGUUCCGGUGUGAGAAUAAUAUUUUCUUCAGGGUAUAUCAGUUGUCAAUUGAUAACUGUUGGCCUGAUAGCCUUAGUUGCUGAGGCCAUUGAAUC
Molecule: messenger RNA, 1354 nt
Organism: Leptinotarsa decemlineata (Colorado potato beetle)
Lineage: Eukaryota; Metazoa; Arthropoda; Insecta; Coleoptera; Chrysomelidae
Source: RefSeq, a predicted model, not a curated record